Molecule: messenger RNA, 4398 nt
Organism: Rotaria sordida
Lineage: Eukaryota; Metazoa; Rotifera; Eurotatoria; Philodinida; Philodinidae
Source: the annotation of a GenBank genome assembly
AUGAUGGCAGAGGUGAUUAAUAAUGGUCCUAAUAAUGAUCAUCUUUCCGGAAACGAAUAUGAGAUACUGGAACAAGGUUCUAUAUCAAAUGUUCAAGUUGAAUUUAUAUCAAGAUUUUUAUCGGAAUGUCCGGAAGCAGCUUUAAGUGUACACAAGUUUCUGCAGACAAAUUAUUCCAAGUCAAAUCAGCAACAGCAAAUAGUGCAACCAGUGAAUUCAACUCCAAAGCGUGGACAUCCUCUAGAUGAUAGUGAAGGUUCAAUCAAUAAUGGAAGAGGUCGUCGUAAAUAUCCUCGAAAAGGUAUCGACAACAAUGCACAAAAGCUAUCGCAUAAUGUACAACAAGAUAUUAAUUUACAACCACAACAAUCAUCGUCGUCAAUGUCGUCAGGUGAAAGACAACAUCAAGGGAUAAAUCAGGCUACUACGAAUCGUAAACGAAUUUCUUUUAAUCAACUGAAGCACGCGGUAUCUUCUAAUCUACCAUGUUUUUUUAUUGAAUUCAGUUCGGAUGCUGAUCGUCAUAGUAUUCCAACAGCUCUUCAUGCAAGUGAUCUUAUACUUAAAGAACUACAAUCGAAGGGUGUUUUAAUUAAUAAGUUUACAUUAGUAGGAUGGGCAGGGGAAAAGCUCAAGUUAGGUGUUAAUAAUAAAGAAGAUUAUGCUACUCUCGUUGGUUCGGAUAAAUGGCCUACAAAGAUAAAUGGGAUUGAUAUUGUCGUCAUAAAACCUAAAUAUAUACCCGAUUCAUUUGCUCUUGUAGUUCGAUAUGUUCCUAGAGAACUAGAUGAAAAUUUUGUCUCAAAUGAAAUACAGAGAACAAUUGCCUCUGCAGAUCGAAUUAAACGUAUUCACUAUUCCUACCAAAGAAGAACAGAUGAUUAUCGAUUCGAUGUUAAAGAUUAUAGUGAAUAUAAUGCUGUGCUGCAACUGGGUCGAACUGCAAUAGGUCAUUCGUGGUUAUCGAUCACCAAGUUUUAUCCUGGAAACCGUCUAACUUACUGCACGAAAUGUUGGUGUAUAGGUCAUUUAAGAAAUAAAUGCAACUCAGUAAACAAAUGUCGAAUUUGUCUUGAAAAUUUGAGUGUGGAUACUCUGCAUAUGUGUAAAAAUGAACCGAAAUGUGCUCAAUGUGAUGGAAAUCAUCAUUCAUUAGAUAGUCAGUGUCAAGUUAUUAAAGAAUAUAAAGACGAAUUAAAAAAGGAUGUUGAAGAUGCGAUUCAAAAAGGAUUAUUACAGCGAUUUUCAAUGCAAGAAAAAUCUCCUUCAUUCGAACUUCGUGAACAAGAUUUUCCACCAUUAGCAGCAAGUGAUAAUCAUUCUAAUAAAAAAUGGAAUAUUGCUCAAUCUCGUACAACGGUCGAGUCGAAUUUUUUACGUACAUCAGAUACAGAAAAAACAAUUGAAUCUAUUAAUGAUAAUCUGACAAAGCUUAUCGAUAGUAACCAACGACUAGAAAAUAAAGUCGAUUUACUAUCAUCAAACAUAAAAAUCGUUAAUCUCGACACUCAGCUACAUCAAGCAGUCCUAGCGGAUACCAUCAACAUUAUGAAAGAUUUUAUUCAAUAUUUCAUACCAGCAUCGUUAACUACUGGCAAAAUUGAAAGAUUUUCGCUGGUACCUGUGGCGAAAGAAUACUACAAUCGCUUUCAGGUCGCGUCCUCAAGAUUAAUAAAUGGCUUCCAAUUAAAUCACCAGGUUCAGCUGAUUCCAACUACGUAUAAUAAUAAUAACACUGCUCAAACCGAUCAACAGCCUUCGUCAGUAUACAAAUCAACACAUAAUGCUAAGUAGAUCAUCAAAUCUUAAUGUACACGCCAAAGCUUUUUUUCCUGCUUCAGUGAAUUAUUUAUCUAACCCUAGAGAGGAAGCUAUGCACCGGCUGAAAACUUGGAAUUUUCCAACUAAAGAUCAGAAAUUAGUACUAUCUCUGUUAGAUGAAUGGUACACAGGUAGAACCUUGAAUAUAGUCUUAGAAGAAUGGGAAAAGAUUGGAAUAGCCUCCUUACGGAACCAAAAAGAAUAUAUAAAGAUUCUAUGCUAUAAUGUCGAAGGAUGGGGCACUCGGGCAGUUGAAGCUAUUGAUUUAGUGUAUAAAGUUCAAGCUUCUAUUUGUAUAUUUACAGAAGUAGGAGAGUUAUGGAACACAUGUCGAUUACCACAUUUUAACACGUUCUAUCAAAAGGGUACUAACAAGAAUGGAGGAGUAUGCAUAGCAGUAGGGAAGCAUCUGAAAGCGACGCGCAUCGAGAUUAACAUUCCGAACACGGUUAUUAUUGAUAUAUCAGGACUAUCAGAACCAGUGCGUAUUAUUGGUAUUUACUGGCCCUCUAGUCAACAGCGUGAUCUAGAUGAAAUUCAGCCGUAUGUAAUAGAAGGUACUAUACUAUCAGGUGACUUUAAUGCAACAGUGAAGGAAUGGAAUAGUCCAAUAACUGAUAGGAGAGGCGCGCGAGUGAGAGAAUGGAUUAAUGAAAAUAAUCUCAGUUAUAUUACAUCAACGACCAACUCGUCUAAGCGCUCCCUACGUAACAUAGAUUUGUUGUUCUCUAAUAUGAGUACUAUUUCAAGUGAAACAUUAUUUUUUGGUACUAGUGAUCAUUGGCCUAUUUUGCUAUCAUGCGAGAACAUUUUUUUCGAUACAAACAGUUUUUUUCCUCAUACAAAUUGGAAGGUAUUUGAAGCAGUAUUAGCGCUAUUACAAAUAUUCUGGAUGGAAGAACAAAAGAAAAACAGUGCAGAUGAGUGGUAUAAGCAAUAUAUUCGUUUCAUCGCGGCGGUCAAAAACAGAGUGACUCAUUGGAAAGAGAGAGAUAAAUUUAAACCAUCGUUACCGGCUGAUAUCAUCGAAAAAUUAAAAGAAAUACGGAAAGUGAGAAAUAGAUAUUAUCAUUUAAGACAUAAAGGAGUUUUUAGCGAGGAAACGAGAGUGCUUUUACGCGCAAUGACGAGAGAAUCGAAAGUUGAUAUAGCAAAACAUAAAAAUGCUCAAUGGCAAAACUUCUUAUCUAAUAUUCAAAUGUCGUACGAAAAAUCAGAUAAAGCGUUUUGGACACACUUAUCGCGCAUAUACAAAUCGCGAUCGCUGCCGUUCUAUAAACUAUCGGAUGGUACUAAAAUAAUAUCAACACAAGAAGAAAUCACUAACGAAUUAUUCCAGUACUACAGUGAACAGUUUAAAGUACCUGCAUUGGAUUGCUCUAAUGAACAUGAAGGUCAGAUAGAUAAGAUGUAUAAAGAGAUGUUAAAUAGAUUAUCUGUGUCGAAGGUAAACGUAGAAAAAACUAGUACUGCUGAAAUUAGGCGUAUAAUUAAAACCUUAAAGCCUAAGAAAUCAGCAGGCUUGGACGCAGUGUCAAACUUUAUAAUUAAAAAACUUCCUCCAAGUUACAUCGAGUGCUUAGCUAACUGCUUCAAUACAUGGUUAAACGAGUGUCAUUAUCCAGAUGACUGGAAAAUUGCAAAAAUCAUUACUCUAAAUAAGUUGAAAUCGGGUAUCCCAAAGUGUGAGCAAACUCGUCCGAUUUCUUUGUUAGCUACACAUUCAAAGCUGUUCGAAAAAGUGCUUUUACUUAGAAUUAGACACUGGGCAGAAACAAAUCGUUUAGUACCGUCAGAACAAUCUGGUUUCCGCCCAAAAUGUCUCCUACCAACUCGAGUACUUUCGAUAUAUCAGGAAGUGAAAAACAACAUGGCAGCUAAUAUUCCGACACUUGCCCUCUAUGUCGAUUACCAAAAGGCUUAUGAUCGUGUUUGGCAUGCCGCUCUUCUUUGUAAACUAGAAAAAAUGGGUAUGCCUCUAAACUUAUUGAAAAUGACUAAUAGUUGGUUAAAAGAUAGAAAAGCUUACGUAGAAUAUGGUGAAAUAACUUCGAAAAUUUUUAAUAUAAAUAUAGGACUGCCGCAGGGUAGUAGUCUUAGUCCGUAUUUAUUUAUAGUGUUUCACUCAGAUCUGACAAAUUAUCUAGGAGCUCAUUCAUGUCAUCUAUUUGCAGAUGAUCUGUGUGUAUUAAUUAAACCUCCAAUAAUGAAAAAAUUAGGCCCGAUGAUUGACUUCUUAGAAAAAGAAGGGUCACGAGUUUGUAAUCAGGUUUUUAUGUACUCAAAAAAGUGGAAACAGCCGUUAAAUGUUUCAAAAACUGUAGUACAACUAUUUCAUACACAAGUUAAAAGACCUAUAGUAAACGUAACAAUAGACGGAAAUAAAAUCGAGUUAGUCAAAGAAUUCAAAUACCUAGGGUUUACUUGGACGGAUAAACUUUCGUUGAAACCGACAGUCGAUAAAACCAUAGGAUUUAUUCAGAGAUCGCUAGGAAAACUGAAAUGGAUGAUGUCCGGUCGCAAAAUGUCACGUAAAGCUCUUCGUCAAUGUUUCUUCGCGUACACUUUCCCGCAUUU